CUCUCUCUCUCUCUCUCUCUCUCUCUAUAUAUAUAUAUAUAUAUACAUACUUCUCCAGUCCAAUUUAUAUCUCUUCAUAAGCAGUUGUGCGAACCCUAAAGUGUGACUUCUUUCCCUCUUUCAUAAAAAGGGUCUCAGUUUUUUUUCUUUUUUCUUUUUUCUCUUCAAGAUUUUGCCAUCAUCCUCAAAUCAAUCAAAACCAAUGGAGGAGAAGCAUAUCAAGAACAGCAACAUCAAAUAUAGUACAGAAGAUGGAUGUGGGGAUGUUGGUAUUCCAAUUCACAGCCAAGUGAUAAAGAUCAAGCAAGAAUUUGAGAUUAUCAAGCAUCCAUCGUUGAAACAGGCAGAGUUGAGACGCGUAAUAUGCAAGAUUAGCAGAGAAAGGUCGCGUUCGCCUCUUGGUUUAGCAGAGAGACCUAUCUUAUCUCAGUAGGUAACUGACAGAAAGUUAUCCAGUAGUACUGAAGAAUAUGAACAACAUCAUGAUGAGACUUUAUGCACAUAGGUUCUAGAAAUCUUUUUUUUCCGUUUCUUAGUUUCCCUUUUUUUUCUUCUUAUCUUGGCUCUAUCCCUGCCUACACUUUGCUCUGUUUUGUGGGGGUUUGCUGCAGCUGUAUAUAUAUAUCUUUAAUGAAGGCAGUGAUAGGAACUUAAAAAGCUA
Messenger RNA from Ricinus communis (castor bean), 661 nucleotides. RefSeq lists its product as uncharacterized. The transcript has a single exon. Bases 203 to 433 code for a protein of 76 amino acids. The record is from RefSeq and is a predicted model, not a curated record. NCBI's taxonomy places the organism in Eukaryota, Viridiplantae, Streptophyta, Magnoliopsida, Malpighiales, Euphorbiaceae.